Dreissena polymorpha is the source of this 1767-nucleotide messenger RNA. RefSeq lists its product as uncharacterized. The record is from RefSeq and is a predicted model, not a curated record. The transcript is spliced from 5 exons. NCBI's taxonomy places the organism in Eukaryota, Metazoa, Mollusca, Bivalvia, Myida, Dreissenidae. The coding region runs from base 130 to 1767 and encodes 545 amino acids.
UGAUUAUUUCAUGCCGGUCAAUAAAUUAUUUUUUAGUGUGACGCAAACGCUAUUAAUAGAUUGUAUGUUAUACAUUAGUCAUUACUACUGCUCGCAUUCAUGGAGUGAUUACACUGAUGCCGAUUAAAAAUGGCAGAAGGAGGCAUCGAUCGAGCCACAUCACAGACUGAAAGCGUUCCAGGACACAGCAGCCUGUACAGUCGUCACUCUCAGAAUCAUGUCGAAAAUAUGUCCAUGGAAAUAUGUACUAUAAUGACCCGGCUGGGAUACGGCGAGGAGAUGAGAAGAUGGCGGGUUGAGAAAUACAGGGAGUUGAAUAGGCUGGCAGAUACACGAUCAAGUCAUGCCAUUCAUGUUAUAGCAGGAAGCAAGGCAGAGGGACUGACCUGCCAUUUGGAAAGCGACUUGGACAUGUUGCACGUGUGGAAGGGUGUCCUCUGUGUGGAAGCUGGUAUCAACCUUCACACCAUACCUGACGACAUAGACGUGUUUAGGAUGGAUACACGCGUAUAUCCAGGACACUGCAGACUGUUACAAGAGAGACGAGCGCAUACACGUUUUACACAAAUUCAGAAUUCCCUGUGUGAUAAUGGAUAUGGAGCCGUUCUACUUAGUAGUAGUUUAUUCCUAGACGAAUGUUCGGCAUCAUUUACACGUUCAGAAAUAGUGGAACAUGAGCGAGCGGGGCCGUCGUUACCGGCGACAAUGAAGGGUGUAUAUCAUUUUGACAGAGUACCCGCACUACGCUGUCACUGCCCAAUCAUCCUUCAAAGAUGGGCUGCCAGAACCCGUCAUUGGCCGUCACCAGUUAUAGUUAAGAAAGUCGAAUCAUUAGGAGCCUACCUAACCCCAGUCGGGUUUAAGGGAAGUGAUUACCAGCACAUGGAAUGGAGGAUGUGCUUUAACACUGGUGAGACAGAACUUGUAAACAAUCUUAAUAGCACACAAACGCAAGUGUAUGUUAUGCUUAAAAUGAUUCUCAAAGAUGUUCUUAAGCCAUGUAAGAAAGAAGUUACAUCAUACGUGAUUAAAAAUAUAGUACUUUGGCAAGCUGAGAAUAACCCACAGCAUAACUUUUAUAAACGCAGUUUUUUAUACUGGCUACAUGACGGACUGAGAGACCUUAAGACUGCUAUUGUCACACAACAACUGUCAUACUACAUGAUCCCGGAAAGAAAUUUAAUGGCAGCAAGUGGUUUGCAGGAUAAGCAGCAAAGUAAAUGGGUAGCAGAUAUAACGGACAUGAUGGACGAAGGUCCGAGAGUUAUACUAAGAUUACAGAGGAUACGACAGGCCGUCAUCGCGUCCCCAGAGCCGAUGUUGUGGUUCAGCAAAAUAAGGAUGGAGCUUGAAAUGCUGCAGCUGGAGAGAUUGAUCAGAACCGAACCGUGUAGCGAUGAGCACGAUGCUAUCACGCAGGAGAUAAUGAGACGUAAGGUGGAGAUAGUGAUGGAGGUGGCACAACGGAUGCGCAUAGACGAAUGUGCUGUUAAUGAUCUGAUGGACAUCUUCUACAGAAUUAUACGACAGGCCGUCGUCGCGUCCCCAGAGCCAAUGUUGUGGUUCAGCAAGAUAAGGAUGGAGCUGGAAAUUCUGUACCUGGAGUUGUGGAACAGAUGCACAAAAUGCAGCAGUGAGAACAGAGUGGUUGAUGAGUAUAAUGAUAUCCUAAAGGAGAUAGAGAGACGUAUGGAGGAGCUUAUGGUUGAGGUGGCACAACGGAUGUGCGUGCAAGGCUGUGCUUAUUAUGAUAUGCAGGCCAUUUAG